GAGCAGUUCUGGAGGAGGUGAAUCAGUCUCGACUGAGUAAACGCCUACCCAAAGGAGAGAGCUACAUCAAACCCAUCAUGGGGGACACUAAGCUCUGCCUCAUGCUGAUCCUCAGCGCCGUCGCGUUGGCCCAUGCAGAUGAUGAGGCUCCAUGCCUGAUGGCCAAGAGGUACAAGCCCUUCCACAAGUAUGAAUAUCUGUAUGAAGCUGAAUCCCUCAACUUCCUCAACGGAGCUGUCAACGGCCCCAAAGGAAGCUGCAAGGUUGAGAUUGAGGUUCCUGGCCCCUGCCACUACAUCGUUCGUACCACUGAGUGCACGCUCAGUGAGGUCACUGAUUUUGAUGCAGCUGGCAACCCGGUCUUUGCCCCAGCAACCACUGCUGAUGCCUUUAAGGCUGCAAUGGAGAAGAACCCUCUGAAGGUCACUGUUGAAGGUGAUAAUGACAUUAAGCUGUUCCCUGAGGACGAUGAGCCAAUCAACAUCCUCAACAUCAAGAGAGGAAUCAUCUCUGCCUUUGCUGUACCUGUCCUGGAGGAGGAGAGGAACAAGAGGAUGCCCACCAUCUAUGGAUUGUGCAAGACUGGCUACACUGUGAAUGCCAGAGAGGACAUUGCCACAGACGUAACCCUCACACGAGACCUGUCCAGCUGUGACCAAUUCAAGCCAGUCAGCGACCACACCAGCCCCCUGGCCCUCAUCACUGGCAUGAACUACCCUCUUAGCCAGCUGAUCAGGAGCACCCAGACCUGCAACUACCAGUUUGACAAUGCAGAGCACCACCCAGUCUCUGGUGAAUGCACUGAGAACCACAUCCUGGUGCCAUUCUCCCACAAGGGUAAAUAUGGAGUUACCAACAUUGGCAAACAGAAGGCCACUCUCCUGGGAGUGACUGAGCACAAUGACAGAGUCUUUGACCCCAUUUUGGCCAAUGAGCAGACCCUGCACCCACACGCCAGUGUGGACAAGAGCCCAAUCCAGGACAAAGAUGCUGCUCUCGCUCUCCUAACUGAACUGGCUGGCCUUUCCAAGACCGAGAAUGGACACAAGAGAGCCCACCUGGCCCACAAGAUCGUGAGCAUGAUCCGCAAGAUGUCUGCAGAGACCCUGGCUGCUGGCGUGCCCAAGGCCCUGGAAAUCUCUCGCUCCCUGAUCUACCAGGCUCUGUUUCAGUGCGGUACCCCCGAGUGCAACAGCGCCAUCAUGCAGAUCCUCAGGACCUUCGACAGCUCUUCUAUGGAGAUUGAUGCCACCGUCUACGCCAUGGGUCUGCUACCCAACCCUUCUCGCCAGCUCGUCCACGACAUGCUGGAGAUGGCCAAGUUCAAGCAGAGCAAGCCCAUUUUCUAUGGUGCCAGUAAUGCCGUCAAGAGACUGUACAAGGCUGAGGGCAAGGUCACUCCUGAGAUUGAGGCUGUUGCAGACUUUGCACUGGAGCAGAUUGGAGACUGCACUGGUGACCAGGAGCACAUUUACAUGUCCCUGAAGGUUAUUGGUAACAUGGCUGCUGCUAUUGGGGCUGCCAGCCCUGCCCUGAAAUCUGCUGUGAUCCAGUGUGUGAACCAGCCUGCUGCCACUCCAGAGGUUCAGCUUGCUGCCAUCCAGGCCUACAGACAGACCACUCUGCCAGAGGAGGGCAGAGAGGUGCUUAUGCAGGUCCUUUUGGACGGUGCUGCCCCACUGCAGAAACGUCUUGCUGCCUACCUGGUGCUGAUGAAGGACCCUCAGCCCUCUGAACUGUCUCAGCUGGCUGCUGCCCUGCCAGUUGAGGAUAACCAACAGGCCAAGAGCUUUGUGAUCUCUCAUGUCACCAACAUCCUGAGCUCCACUGCACCUGAGACAAAGGAGCUUAGACAGAAGAUCCUUGAUGCCCUUCAGGGCAAUGACGUUGGAACUGUCAUGGACCCAACCAAGUUCUCUGGUAACUACAAAGUCGGAUCCCUGGAGGGAAACAUGGUAUUUGAGGGCAGUAACUACCUGCCUAAGGAAGUCAUGCUGGAGAUGACCCUGAAUGCCUUUGGCUAUGAUUUGGACAUGUUUGAGAUUGGCAUGGAGGGCAAGGGACUUGAGCCAACUGUUGGGGCCCUGUUUGGUGACAAUGGGUUCUUCCCCGACACCGUGAUGAAGACCAUCUACUUUGCUGCUGAUAGGAUGCCUGGCCAAUUCAAAAAGGUUCUGAAAAACAUUCUUCCUUUCCUGAGGAACGACAGGAAAAAGAGACAGGCUUCCCAGAGCCUCAUAAAAGAGCUUGGACAGAGCGUCAACAAAUUGUUCAGAGACCUGAAGGCUCAGGAUGCCCCUGAGGCCAUGGUCUACCUGAAAAUGCUGGGAAUGGAACUUGGCUACCUGAAGACCAAAGACAUGGAGAAGAUGGCCUACUCUGCUGCAGCGAUGAUUGACAACCUCCUUAAAAUGUUCCCAUCUGAUUUCAUCAAGGGACUGCUGACCAGCGCUGACAAUGACCUGUUUGCCCACUACAUCUUUAUGGACAAUGAAUUCUACCUGCCAACCGGCCCUGGUGUUCCUCUGAGGGUUGCCCUGUCUGGUACCUUCACCCCUGGAUUCAAGGGAGGAGUGAACAUGGCUCCUGACAUGAGUGAGGUGACAUUCAUGCCAUCUGCUGGUAUCGAGUUUGUGACUGAGGUUGGAGCCCACUUGCCUGACUUUGUUCAGUCUGGUCUGGAGAUGCACACCAACAUUUACCACGAGAGUGGCCUGAAAGCCAAGGUCUCUGUGUCCCUGAGCAACAUAAAGCUGACCAUCCCUGCCCCUCAGAGCCCUACCAAGCUUGUCAGCCUCACCAACUCCCUGGUGUCUGUGCAUGGCGCUGAGACCAAGACCAUCCCAGCCACAGGAGAGAGAGUUGAUGUGACAGAAUGCACACCUGUCUUUGCUGGCAUGAAGUACUGCACAGCUCUGCAGUACUCUGAUGCUAUGCAGACUGAUGAGUCUCCCUACUUCCCCUUCACUGGGGACAGCAAGCUUGCCAUUGAGUUUCACCCCACUGGUGAGGUCUCUGAGUACACGGCUGACAUUGACUAUUCCUAUGAAGAGAGGACAGAUGAAGUUAAACUCACUCUAAAGGCUGAAGGAGCAGCAGCCGCUGAGGCCACAGCAAAUGUGAAGUUCAACAGGAAGACGUAUAACGUUGAAGCUGAUCUCCAGAUCCCUGAUUAUGACCUGGAGGUUGGGCUCAGGCUUGGCUCUGUCAACCCCGACACCAAGGGCAAAGCCACGCACUCUGUCCAGAUUGACCUAGUCAACAAAAACAUCCCCCAAGCCUCGCUUAUUGCCCUGGGAAAAUUUGAGUCCAUGAAGGAUGCAAACAUGGAAGUUCAGCUUCUUGUCCCACCAUUUGCUGAUUUCAAGGUUGCUGCUCACCUUCACCGUGAGGAAGAUCUGACCCUUGAACUGAAGACUGACUUCAAACUGCCAGAUACUAACUCUGUGCAGGAAAUUACUCUUAAAUAUGAUAAUGGGAAACUGGAGGCUGAAAUCAAAUCUGAUGUGAGCUCUGAGAUCAGGAAAAUCCUUUCAAACUUUGGAGAGGUUGAGGCCACCAUUGACAGCUUUGUCAACCUGGAAAUUAGCCAGACUGGGAUGACAGUUGGUACUCUCCUCAGCAAGUCUGUUAAGGAAACGAAUGCCUACAUUGAGAAGUAUGGAGCAGAUAUUCCAUAUGUACAGACCAUGAGAGUGCCUGAAUUCCCUGAGCUGUCUCUACCUGAGAAACUGUACUUGAAGGCUGAGGCUGAUGUCAAAUACCACUUUGGCAAAGAUUACAUCAGCUUCGCCAUCCCUCUGCCUCUUGGAGGGAAAUCCUCUGGAGACCUGAACUUCCCUGCUGCCCUGACCACUCCUCACCUGACAGUGCCCCAGCUGGGCCUGGAGGUAGCCUCCUUUGACAUUCCCCUCCCUGAGGUGUUUGUUCCAGAGCAGGUGUAUGUGUCUCUCGGGAAGGCCGAAGUGUACGCCAAGAUAGAGAGCAACUUCUACAACGUGGAGGCCGACGUCUCUGCUGGUAGAGAUCCAGUGGACCACCCCAGCUAUUCUGCAAAAGUAGAAGUGACUGGAACUUGUCCUGCUGAAAUUCUUUCCCUGAAGAUUGAUGGAUCUGUACUGCUUGAAGAUCCACCCGGUGACUCAGUCAAGGCUGAAAUGAAGACACAUGUAAACCACAAGCUCAUUGAUGCCAGCAUUACUGUUGAGGAGGUGGCAACCAUUGCUGACAAGUUCAGCUUGAAGUCCAACAGCAAGAUUGAGGUCACUAGCCUUCUUGGUGUGGAGGUGUCUAUGGAGUAUGAUGGUGAUGGUGAUCUGAACACAGAGGGGAUCUCUGGAAAUGGAAAACUAGAGGCAUCCCUUAAGGCUGGCCCAGUUUAUUGUGCUACCACCAUCUCCCAAACGGUCGAAGUUUUCCCAUUCAAGCCAGAGGCCAAGAUUGACUCUUCUGUUAAGAUUGAUUCCACCCUUGUCAAAGCCCAGAACACAUUUGCUGCUGCCUUUGCUAAUGGUGAGCUGACUGCCACAUCCAACACUGCAGCACUUGAUGAUACCCUGGUGCAUCUUGCUGAGGUCACCUUCAAGGAUUCCACACUGGCUGUGAAGUCCGAUACCAAGGCAGAAGCCCUCGGCCUGAAGAUUCAGAAUGUGGCUGAAGCUUCUGCUGGUGCUGGAGCUGUUAACAUCAAGGUGGAAACAAGUGCUGACCAUGCAGAAGACCGCCUCCAUUCCCUUGUGUCUGCUACCCUGGAUGUCAAUGGCCUGGCUAUGAACAGUGCUGCUGAUGUCAAGCUUGCCGAGAACACUGCAACUCACAAAGCAUCCUUGACACUGAACAAUGAUGGUUUGGCAACCGAUGGAGCCACAUCCCUGCAGAGCCCUCUGACGCUGGAGAACACCUUCAGCGGUUCCCUGGGUGCCUCUAAGGCUGCCUUAAACAUUGACACCAAAUGUGUAUUUGCUGACAUGACACUCAUGGACUUCCUUACCAACUUUGAAAUCACCUUUGUGAAUGGGGAUGCUUUCCUUAGAGAGCUCACCACAAAUUACCUGCCUAACCUGUCUCCUAUUUCACCGCCAGAGUUCUCUCUCUUUGACAUGGCUCUUAAGAUCCCAGAAUUCAAAAUGCCCCACAUUCCUCGCUUUGUGAUCUUGCCAUCUUUUAGAAAGCUUUAUGGUGAGGUCAAAGUCCACACUCCCAUCUACAACAUCAGGACCACUGCAGAAUUUCAGGACACAACUGAUAGUGAGACCACGCCCAAGUUCACUACCUUUUUGAAUUCAAAGGGCUCAUCUCCUGUUGAUGAAGAACUGGACUACAGCCUGGACUGCACUGCUGAUGUGGUGAUUCCCAAAAUGAGCCGCAUUAUCAUUGCAGAAACCCUGAAGUUCACCCAGUCGGCAGUGUCUGUUGAGCACCUAGCAACAAUGACCCUUUAUGGCCUUUCUGCUCAGACCUCAGCCAGGACGACUAUGAAGGUUAACACUUCUCCAUACACUGCUGACAUUGUCAACAUUGCAUUCUUUGGUAUGGAAGGUGGCAUAACCACUUCUUUUGACACUUCCUACAACCACAAGGUCAAUAUCCCCAUGAUAUACAUCAGUGAUAUGUCUCUUACGCAGAAGGCUGUUGCUCGCCAAGAUGGCACCACCAUCAAACUUUCUCUUAAAAAUGAAGGAACAAGCAAAGUUGCUAUUCCUCACUCUGAGGAAACAACCCAUAAGAGCGAUCUUGAUUACACCAUGAACCUCCGCACUGCCAAGCUCACAUACACUUCUGAUACGGAGAGUCCUUCUUUUAAAGUGAAGGAAAGCUUGAAUGCUGAUGGUCUUGUUUUCAGGUACAUCAACUUUGAUGCCCGUGUAGAGAUAGAGUCUCCAUUCAUCAAGAACAGCCUGCUGAUUGCCUCUGGGAAGGCUCACUUGGGUGAAAUGAAAGUUGAAAUCAAGGCCAAUCAUGACACAGAGCUUACUGGUGAUCUUAGUGGAACCCUAUCCAACUCCCUCCAUGUUAUGGCUAAACCCGAUGAGUUUGUGCUUGGCUUCCAGAACAAGGGCAAUGCCAAGGCCAACCUGGUGGGCACACUUUCAGCAAAGCUUGAUCUCCAGAAUGACUAUUCUGUCUCUUUGAAUUAUAAUGUGCAGCACAUCAACACAAUGGCCCUUGUCAAGCUGAACCAAUAUGGGAUCAGCUACAACUUCACUGUAGACAAUAACCAGGCUGAAACUGGCAUCUAUGCUUCUGUAGAUGGUGAUGUCAACCUUGACAUCCUGACUGUGCCCAUUAGCAUUCCUGAACUUGCUGUGCCAAUCAUUGAUUUCAAGACCCCAGCCAUCAAUGACAUCAAUCUGUAUGAACACACUGGCCUGAAGAACCUGUUGACCUCUACUGAGCAGACAGUUGAUGUGGAUGCCAAGAUUGUGUACAAGAGCCGUUUUGCUCCCCUUCUAGAUCUGGGCCUGAUUCACAUUCCUGCUGUUGGCAGUCUGGUCUCUGAAGCCUCUUUCAAGUCCUCCAUCAUCAACCUGAAUGUCAAUGCUGAGGUGUCUGCUGAGGAUGACUUGGUUAUCCGCAUUGGUGCCGUCUCUGCAUCUGUCUUUGAGGGUCUGAAGGCCAAGAUUGAUGGUACCAGCAGCCUUACCACCAAGAGAGGUGUGAAACUGGCCACAGCCCUUUCCUUGGAGAAUGCCCAUGUUGAGGCUACCCAUGACAGCACUCUGAACCUGAACUCUGAAGCCUCUCUUUCUUCUGCAACUGUUGCAAAGGUGAACCUGCCAUUUUUCUCUGCUGAAGCCAACCAUCAGGUGAAAGUAGGCCCAACGAGUGAUCCAUUUGUAGACUACGCUUUCAAAAUGGUGUACACCUUGAAUCUUCCCGUCAUCAAUGCUGUUGGCUCUGGAGAUGUUGAGAGCAGCAUGAAGCUUGAAGCUGGCAUGAUAUUUCUUUCCAUGGAGUCAUCAACUAAGGAACAGUUUGAUGGAACCAUCCUGGGCACUGGGAUUGUAAAGAGAUCCUUGAAUGAUGUUACCAGCUUCUAUUUCAACGGAAAAGGCAUUCGCUCAACUCAGAAGAUCACCGACAAAGCACAUGUCAGCUAUGGUGAUCUUAAAAUUGAGUUUGAUGUUGAUGAGGAUUUGGUAUUUGAACUUAAAGAAAGAUUGUAUGCCAGUAUGAAAAUUGACUCUAACAACGAAAUCAACGUGGCUAACCUGAACACCAAGGGAAAGCACUCGGCCAAGGCCACUUGUGAUAUGACACUGACAUCUCUGGCUGUUGAUAUGGAAGCUGACCUUGCUCAACCAAGUGGCCUGGGUGAUCUCAGCUACUUUGAGAAGUUGACCCUUGACAUAACUAACGAAAAACAGAAGGAGGACUACACUCUCAAGAUUGUUUCUCCUGUGUACACCACCACUGCUGCAGUAGAAACAGAAGGUGUCUUCCCCACAUACCAAGGAACCUUUAAGGCCACUGCCAAGUCUCCAGCUGUGUACCUGGAGUACGAUCUAGAUGGCUCGUUCACAGCCUCCCUUGAAAAUGAAGUUGUGAGCCACACUCUCAAGGCUGUCCUGACCCAUACUGACCUGACUAUGGAUGUUCAACAUGCUAUUCAGCACGACAAUGAAGGUCCUGCCCAUACCCUGAAUGUGGACAUCACAAGCCCCACCUUCACUGAUGUGAACUUCCGUUAUGCUGCCCGAAAGGAUGGAGCCAGCACUUCAAUCUCAAGCCCAUCUUCUGGCUUUCUUGGAUUUCAGCUUCAGGGUAAAAUCCCACAGAUGAGUGCAAGACUGUACUGCCGCUAUGCUUCCGAGCCUGAGAAUGACGUGGACCUCCUGGUCUUAAAAGCAGCUCUGGCAGAACCUGAGAAGAUGCAUCUGCACGCUUCUGCCAACAUGGAGGCACCCAUCGUGAUCCUGUCUGGCCUGCAUGAUAGAGUCCCUGCCAUAACCUCAUCACUGACCAACUUUGCAGAGAAGUAUGCCAUGGUCAGCAAUCUUGGGAGCUUGAAGGACAUGUUCGUUGGUAUAGUUGAUGAAGCCUACAACACUGUCAAGAGCUACACUCCGGAGAUGAGCCAGCUGUCCAUCCUCUUCAGGAAUGUUGUUGUUCAGUACCAGAAGACCGUUCAGGCCCUGCUUGAUGCAGCCAUCAAGUUCCUGAGGGAAACCCAGAUUGAGCUGCCAGGGAUGGAGAAGGCUACUCUGCCUGAAAUCGUGCACAAGAUCACAACCAACGUUGGCACAGUGCUUGAGCAGCUUCUGCAGGUGAUCAGUGAUAACCUGAACCUGGAACAGAUGAAGGCUGUCUCAAACAAGGUGGUGGAGAUGGUGAAGAAUCUGGAAAGCUUUGAUGUCAUCUUGCAGAAAAUGGGUGACACCCUGAGUAACGUAGUCCAGACAACCCAGACAUUUGUCGACAGCCUGAGCUCUGACGUUCUGGACAGUGUCUUUGUGUACAUCAAUGCUCUCUAUUCUAACCUUGUCACACUUGCCAAGGAUGUGACAGAGCAAGUUAAUAACAUGCUGACUGCACAGGGCAUUGACAACUCACUUAAGUAUGCGUUAGAGUCGGCCAGAUCUUUUGUGACUGUAAUUAUCAAUUUUGUUGCUCAGUAUCUGUCAGAUGGAAAACUGGAUUUGGAGCUAGACUUUCCCAUCCACCAAUAAUAUAUUUGUAAGCUGUGAAAGUGUUUAACAGGUGAAACAAUCUUAUGUUGAAAGGAACAUUUUGAGAGAACAAUGGAUGCUUAGGUCCUUUAGCAUGUAUUUAAAGACGUCCAAAGUAACGUCUAAAAAGCUGUAUUAUUUUUGUGUAAAUGACAACUCGUACACCAACUCAGCGAUCACCUUUUGAAAUGAAAAUGCUUUGAUGAAUCCAUCUACACAUCAUACCCUACAUGUGUUCAAUGCUAUGACUGAGAGUACCAAUAAAGAUCAUUUGUACUGCAAGAA
Clupea harengus (Atlantic herring) is the source of this 8954-nucleotide messenger RNA. RefSeq names its product apolipoprotein B-100-like. The record is from RefSeq and is a predicted model, not a curated record. Gene Ontology annotation, cellular component: very-low-density lipoprotein particle; low-density lipoprotein particle; mature chylomicron. NCBI's taxonomy places the organism in Eukaryota, Metazoa, Chordata, Actinopteri, Clupeiformes, Clupeidae. Gene Ontology annotation, biological process: lipoprotein transport; cholesterol transport; cholesterol homeostasis. Gene Ontology annotation, molecular function: cholesterol transfer activity; low-density lipoprotein particle receptor binding.